This is a messenger RNA of Protopolystoma xenopodis, 339 nucleotides long. NCBI's taxonomy places the organism in Eukaryota, Metazoa, Platyhelminthes, Monogenea, Polystomatidea, Polystomatidae. The record is from the annotation of a GenBank genome assembly.
AUGUAUGAAAAGUGUCUUGGUGUGCUGCUUCGCUUCCUUGAAUCAGAGAAAUAUAACUUGGAUCGAUUGCGGCGUGGCGUUGAACAAUUAGAGCUGAGUCAAGAUGUUGCAGAUCGCCUAAUUCACCAGCUGCCUACACAAGAGGAGGCAAAGCUCUAUUUGCAUUUUCAGGUUAUGGAGUGCCGGUCCGAUGAGGAGCUCACCGAUGAAGACCGGUUGCUGCUCCACCUCUGCAAAAUCGACCGAUUGGGACCUAGGCUUGAGCUGAUUAUAUUUAUGAAUUCAUUUGAAGAUACCCUCGCCUCUCUUAUUCCAAUGGGUCUUCCGAUGGAAUUUUAA